AUGCCUUGGAAAGACAAGCUCAAGCAAUUAAAGGGCGAGUUUGAUAGUCUCGUGUCGGGUGGGGGCCAGUCGUCGCACGCGCAGGCGCCGCCCCCCGGCCACUACCAGCAGCAGCAGCAGCAGCCACCGGGCUAUGGCUACGGCCCCGGCCCCGGACCCGGACCCGGACCCGGACCCGGACCCGGCUACGGCUACGGCCAUGGUCCCGGUCCCGGCCAUGCGCCGCCCAACGCUCCUCCGCCCGUGCCGCCUCACCCUCCGCAACAGACGCGUCCGGGCGAGCAGGAGCAGCAGCAGCAGCAGCAGCAGCAGCAGCAGCAGCCUCCACCCGUCCCGCCGCACCCUCCGGCCACCGGCGCCGCCUCCGGCCCCGUCUACUGGCGCCCGCAGUUCCGCCCGGACGUGCCCGUCACGGCCGAGUGGGAUGCUAAGCUGGGCAACGGACCUGACGGCUGGGGCAACCAGGAGCUCGAGCAUUAUACGGCCAACCCGGAGAACGCCUUUCACACGCCCGACGGCCGUCUCGUCAUCCGAGCCGUGGCCAACUCUGCCGCCCCAAGCCGCGAGCAGCGCUACACCUCCGCCCGUCUCGUCAGCCGGCAGACGCUCUCGCGCGACCGCGGCGUCCUGACGGGCUUCAUCGUGAGCCCCUGUGCCCCCGGCAUCUGGCCCGCCUUCUGGCUGCUGCCGCGCGAGCCCUUUGCCUGGCCCACCGACGGCGAGAUCGACAUCGCCGAGACGUGGAACGGCGACCGCGAGAACCACACCUGCCUGCACUGGGGCCAGCAUCACGAGCCGCAAAAGCAUCGCGUCCUCGGCACCCGCAUCCCCGACAUGCAUGCCCGUCCCGUGCGCUACGACUUCGCCUGGGACCAGCCUGGCGGUCAGGCCGGCCAGGGCCGCAUGCUGUGGUACAUUGACGGCCGCCCCGUCAUGAAGGCCCAGGUGCCGCCCGGCACGCGGCCCCUCCGCGAUAUGACCAUUCUGCUCAACGUCGCCAUGGGUGGCAAUGUGUGCGCCGGCAAGACGCCCGCCGAUGGCUACUACGACAUGGUUGUGUGCGCGUUGUGGAUGGCAGAUGAGCUCGAGUACGGAGGCUGGGGCCGGUUCGAGCACGACUGGGGGAAUCCGGGGACACCCCAGGGCAACACGUAUUGA
Molecule: messenger RNA, 1158 nt
Organism: Purpureocillium lilacinum
Lineage: Eukaryota; Fungi; Ascomycota; Sordariomycetes; Hypocreales; Ophiocordycipitaceae
Biological process (GO): carbohydrate metabolic process
Molecular function (GO): hydrolase activity, hydrolyzing O-glycosyl compounds
Source: RefSeq, a predicted model, not a curated record